AGCUGGGUGUAGAAAUCGAGCGACGGCGGCGGAGACGACGGAGAUGAACAGAAUGAGAUGGGUCGGAGAGGGAGACAUCUGGGACCUCGAUAUGUCAACUCCGGUGACGCUCGAGGGCACCGCACGAGCUGUUCCUGACGAUCCUCUUCCUCUAGGUCUCUCUAGAGGCACUCGUCUAUCUCGCCCUAAGCAAGUUGAGUUCUUCCACCGCUUCAUGGCCUCACCUCUCAUCCCUUCCUUCUCCCCUAUCCGUCCCAACACCGGAGAUGGAGGCGGUGGUGGAUUCUCUCUUCAAAGAGUCCUCACUCUUCCUUUCUCCAACAACUGGCUUGUGUCUCUUCUGGGCCAAUUCGAUGUUCAGAGAUUCGUAACGGAGAUAGAUAAGACUAAAGCUUUUGGUCGAGGGUCUUCGUCUACAGUAGCUUCUCGUUUAAACACAAUUGGCAAGCAUUUGAAGGAUAAAUCUUUGUACGCAUUGGGUUUUUGUUCUGAGUUUUUGUUAUCACCAGAUGAUACUUUGCUUCUUAGCUAUGAUGCUUACAAAGGUGAUCUCGAUAAGAAUCCUAGAGCUAAGGCUAUCUUCAAUCACGAGUUUCCGCUUCACAAUCUGACAGCAGAAGCGGUUUGGCCUGGACUUUUUGUGGAUAAACAUGGUGAAUAUUGGGAUGUGCCACUCUCAAUGGCUAUUGAUCUAGCAUCUCUUCCUGCUGAAUCUGGUCCAAGUUACCAUUUAUGUUUACACCAUAACAGCGGAUCACCCAAGAAGUUACAUUCUGAUACUAUGGAAGUGCCUCCACCGUCACUGCUUCCUGGUUUGUCUCUGAAAUCUGCAGUCUCUUAUAGGACAAACAUGGAUCUCUGGAGGGGUACCACUCCAAAGCUCGAAACUUGCAAGCCCUAUGAUGUCUUCCUCAGUAGUCCUCAUGUCGCAGUAUCUGGGAUUAUCGGUAUGAUAAGUUUCUUCAACUUAUUUCAGAAGCAUUUUAUUGUCAAGACUGAAAGUUUUGUGAUUUCUCUAAUAAGUUUUGUUCAACUCUUAUCAUUUGAGUUCUCCAAUUCCAAUAUUUGAUGUUACAGAACUAGUGAUGGAAAUGGGAAUUUUUGGGAUAUUUUGGUUUCUUUCGACUAUUGAAUAGCUAAUUUGUUUUCCUCUGAUUGAAAAUUUUAUGUAUGAGUGAGCCUUGAGCCUUCAGGUUUGGAAGCACGGGUCUUUUUUAUGAUCUUUUUGGUGCUGUUACUAAGAGUUUCAUUAAUCCCACAGGCUCUGUGAUGACCGCAGCAUUUGGUGAAAAUUCAAUCAGAUCAAAAUUUGAAAAUGAUUCUGAGGGUGUUGGAGGGUUCUCUCUUCAUUUUCCAUCUGUAAAUUCCGGAUUCAUGGCUGAUGCCUUAGGGCGGGCAUCACUCACAGCUCAAUAUGGAAACUUCCAGAAAUUCUUCUUUGAUCUCACCCGUUUCCAUGCUAGAUUAGACUUUCCGCAUGGUUUGAGGUUUCUUACCGGUGCCACUAGCGUCGCACAAGAUCUUUUAAAUUCUCGGCAGCCUAGUUUAGAAGCAUUUCAGAAAAUCUGCCCUGAAGUAUUAGUUUCUCUACAGCAACAGAUUGUUGGACCGUUUAGUUUCAAAGUGGAGUCUGGAAUUGAGAUCGAUCUGAGGAACGGAGCUAACCCUGUGACUGUAGAUAAGACAGUAUUUGCUAUUGAAUAUGCUCUUCAAGUGCUUCUUUCUGCCAAGGCUGUUGUUUCGUACUCCCCAAAACAGAAUGAGUUCAUGGUUGAGCUUCGUUUCUUUGAGACAUAGUAUCAGGAUUUUCCACUCAAAAUGUCAAGCUUGAUCCUGUGAAGAUUGUAGUCUUGCAGAGAAGUAAAUACUAAAUAGACAAUGUUCUAAUUGUUCAGUUUCUUAUGUCAAACAGAAGAAUGUUUCAAUAGAAGGGAAGUUUACAUUUUGUU
This is a messenger RNA of Arabidopsis thaliana (thale cress), 1949 nucleotides long. RefSeq names its product pigment defective 320 (gene PDE320). The transcript has 4 exons. The record is from RefSeq and is marked reviewed. Lineage: Eukaryota; Viridiplantae; Streptophyta; Magnoliopsida; Brassicales; Brassicaceae. Gene Ontology annotation, molecular function: phosphatidic acid binding. Gene Ontology annotation, cellular component: chloroplast outer membrane; endoplasmic reticulum. Gene Ontology annotation, biological process: acylglycerol transport; ER to chloroplast lipid transport. The coding region runs from base 44 to 1069 and encodes 341 amino acids.